AUGAGGCUCGCAUUACUAACCCUACUCCUGGUCGUCGCUGUUAGCGGAGGUUUCUUCAGUAGAAUAAAAGAAAAGACAAAAGAAGUAUUCAGCAAUGGACACCAUUUUGCACAAAAGCUGAAAAACGCCACCAAAAUUGGAUUCCAAAAGUUCCUCAUGAAGACGGGCUUGAUGAAAAUUCGCGAUAAGUUCAGAAAGGUGAGAGACAAAGCGCUAAAAUUGCUGCAGCUGACACCAGAGAUGUUAAAGUCCCUCAAAGAAAGGCUGAAGAAAAUGACACUGUUCAAGAGAGAUAAAGUGCAAGCUAACGGAGACACUGUCACUGAGAUCAACGCGAAAACUAAGGUUGACAAGGUUCUCUACCAAGCUGAUAUACUUUUGACCCCGUAA
This is a messenger RNA of Haemonchus placei, 390 nucleotides long. The record is from the annotation of a GenBank genome assembly. NCBI's taxonomy places the organism in Eukaryota, Metazoa, Nematoda, Chromadorea, Rhabditida, Trichostrongylidae.